ACAGUCAACACCGCCAUUAUUACGAAGAAGAAGUAGAGGACGAAGAAGAAGUGAAGGAAAAGGCGAAAGGAGAAGAAAUUAAAUGUCAGAUGGUGUGUUGGCUAAUGGCACUUUGACGUUCAUUUGGAAAAUUACUGCAGGAGAACUCUAUUAAAAACAGUGCACCAUGCCAAAUUCUCGUGCAGCCCCACAACACCCGGGCAAGAGCUCGGAAAAACCUCAGCGUUCCUCCAUCUCGAGUCGCUUCAAAGAAAUUCACAUCAGUGAAGAAGUCAAAAUAUCCAUCAACCUCUCCCUGGAGAGGUUUCGUUACAGUGAGCAGAAAGAGAUGCAGUUUCCCUCCUCGCUUUCUUCAACUGAGAGGGCUUUCAUUCAUCGUAAAGCACAGAAUCUGGGUUACAUUUCAAAAAGCAAAGGGAAAGGAUUAAAUCGCUUCCUCACCAUCAGGAAAAAGAAUACUCAAGAUGGUCGUCGGUCUACAAUGCCCCUGACUCUCUCCCACAAUGCUUUACAUGCCAUCCACAGUCUGAUUCAGAGGUUUCCUGUUACCAAUAAAGAGUAUGAAGAUUUGCAGGCCAGCCACAAAAGCAAGCUGGCAGCACAGUCUGACAACAGCGCUGAUACCAACAGGCCAAGUGGAUGCCUGAACAGCAGUGUUUUGAUGGUACCCCCGAGAAGGAAGCCUUCAGAGUUAGACAGUUUCAGACGCUCUUUACCUGUGCAUACACAUGAAGGAGAGAUAGUCAAUCUUAUAAGAGAGAACAGAGUGGUGCUGGUCUUAGGAGAAACUGGUUCUGGAAAAACAACCCAGAUUCCACAGUUUCUCCUGGAUGACCGUUGCAAAAGAGGAGAACCCUGCAGAAUUUUCUGUACUCAGCCAAGACGCCUGGCUGCCAUCACUGUCGCUGAGAGAGUGGCAGCAGAAAUGGGGGAAAGAGUCGGCCAUACCGUUGGCUAUCAAAUCAGACUACAGAGCAGGGUUUCUCCAAAGACACUGCUGACCUUCUGUACCGUCGGCGUAUUCCUCAGGACACUGAUGGCAGGAAAUAUCUGCAUGAAAACUGUCACACAUGUCAUUGUGGAUGAGGUGCAUGAACGUGAUGGUCUGACAGACUUUCUGCUAACAAAGAUGCUUGAUGUACUUCAGGAAGUCCCCACAUUAAAACUUAUUCUUUCUAGUGCUUCACUGGAUGUUGACUUAUUUCUCAAAUACUUUGGCCCCUGGUCCUGCCCCGUUGUUCACCUCAAAGGAAGACAGUUCGAAGUGAAUCAACUUUUUCUGGAAGACAUUCUGAGGCUGACUGGUUUUAACAAGGAAAUGGGGAAAUACAAGGAGGAAUCCCAGAGAAAGGAGGAUAAGCAGAAGCUUUUGACAAAGUGGUGUCAAGUAGUGGAGAAGAGUAAUGUUGAAGAAGUACAGACCACACACGUGGCGUCCUCUGGCUUAAUGGGGAGCAGCAAUGUUUUGGACACGGGAGAGGAGGAUGGCCCCAUCAACACAAAGAAUGGGAAUGCCUUAGAGAAAUUGGAGCCGUGGCUGGUGAAAGAGAUGGAUGCCUGCAUUUCUAACAUUUUCGUCAAUGAAGACCAAGAAGCUUUUGCUCAGCUUUUCAACCUGAUCUUUUAUGAAAAUGUUAACGUGGACUACAUGCACAGUGAAACAGGAGCAACACCGCUGAUGGUUAGUGCAGGUCGAGGGUUCCACGCUCAGAUGGCACAGUUGCUUAACAUGGGGGCUGAUGUUAACUUGAAGGCGUCCAAUGGAUGGACACCUUUAGACUUUGCGAAACAUUUCCAGCAGGCAGAGGCUGUAGAUCUUCUCCAGUCCUCAAUUCCCUUGGGAGAGAUGCAUAGCCGGAAUGAGCUUGCUCUGGUUCAGUGUGCCACUGCUGACUUAAAGACUGAAGACCAGGAAGUUCUCACACUGUAUCAUGACAACUUUGAUGAUGAGUUUGUGGACGUAAAUCUCAUCAUGGACCUGCUGCAUAAAAUCUGCUCAACCACAAGUGAUGGUGCAAUACUUAUAUUUCUUCCUGGAUAUAAUGAGAUCGUGUCACUGAGAGACUGCAUCCUCUAUGAUGACAAGAGAUUCUCGGGCUGCCUCAAAAGGUACCAAGUGUUCACACUUCAUUCAGACAUGCCAAGCUUGGACCAGAAAAAAGCCAUGAAGACCUCUCCACCUGGCGUUAGGAAGAUAAUUCUUUCCACGAACAUUGCUGAGACGAGUAUUACCAUCAAUGAUGUGGUUUUUGUCAUUGAUUCUGGAAAAGUAAAGGAGAAGUCCUUUGAUACCGUCAGUCGUGUAUCGAUGUUGAAAACCGUCUGGAUUUCGAAAGCCAGUGCUCUUCAACGAAAAGGAAGAGCCGGGCGUUGCCAACCAGGGAUUUGUUUUCACCUCUUCAGUCAGCUAAGGUUCAGCAACAUGCAGGAGUUUCAGGUUCCACAGCUGCUGCGGAUGCCUCUGCAGGAAUUAUGUCUGCAGACCAAACUACUGGCUCCCUGUCCAGUAUUGGAAUUCUUGUCCAAAGCACCACAACCUCCUCCUUUACAUGCUGUAAGGAGUGCUGUGCAGAUGCUUAAGACAAUAGAUGCCCUGAACCAAAAUGAAGACCUUACUGAUCUUGGCUUCCACCUUGCUGAUCUACCUGUGGAGCCCCAUCUGGGAAAGAUGGUGCUGUGUGCAGUGGUCCUUAAAUGUCUGGACCCCAUCUUGACCAUUGCCUGCACGCUGGGCUAUCGGGAUCCCUUUGUUCUUCCUCCCCAGGGUUCUCAGAAGAAAGCUGCUCUUCAGUGCCGCAAACGUUUUUCUUCCAACACCUUCAGCGACCACAUGGCCCUGUUGAGGGCAUUCCAGGCAUGGCAGAAGGCCCGUAGUGAGGGCUGGGAGAGAUCAUUCUGUGAAAACAACUUUUUAUCCCAAGCCACCAUGGACAUGAUUCUUGGAAUGAGAACACAGUUGCUAGGACAGCUUCGUGCUAUUGGUUUUGUUAGAGCCCAUGGGGAUGGCGAUAUCCGCAACGUGAACAUCAACUCAGAAAACUGGGCUGUGGUGAAGGCAGCCCUGGUUGCUGGCAUGUAUCCAAAUUUAGUUCACAUUAACCCUGAGACAAACUUGCCCUCCAGUAACAAGGAGAAGAAAGUCUACUUUCAUCCGACAUCCAUCCUUAGUCACUCCCAGCACAAAGAGGAUAUGUCCUCCAAGUCUUCCCAGGCUCUUCCCACAAACUGGUUGGUCUAUGACGAGAUGAGCCGAGGCCACAGGAUUGCCAGUGUUCGCUGUUGUACUUUAGUGACGUCUAUUACUGUAGCCAUAUUUGGAGGGGGUUCCAGACCUCUCACCUCUGCCAGUCAUGAAGCAAGGGUUCAGAAAGAUAAUCCAGUGUGUGACACGAGUGACAGUGACACAGAGGACAUCGCUGAGAUGAAAAUUGAUGAGUGGCUAAUCUUUCAAAUGGACAAUGAGUGGUCAGGUCGUGUGUUUGACUUGAGGCACAAGUGGCAUCAUCUGUUCAUCAAGAGAAUUGGUGGCCUUUCCAAAUCCUGGUCUCAGCAAGAUGAGAUGAUCAUUCAAACCCUGGUUUCUGUGCUGGCAGCAGAGGAGAAGAAAGCAGGCUUACAGCAGACCACAGGGAUAGGCCAACGUCCUCGCCCCCUGUUUACAGAAGAGGGUAUCCCGAACUCUGUCAAGAACUCUAGAGGCAGCCCAAAAUUUCCUUGCAUUGCUGAUGACAGCAGAACACCAGAUGUGUCAGGCUUGUGUCAAAAGAAACCACCUGGCAUAGAUAACACAUCAAUGGCCAUAAAUCAGGAACUUCCCUGUUCCAGCAAGUCCUCUUUUUCCUAUUGUUCACACCCCGUCAUGCCUCAGCCGGCCUUAGCGUCAGUGCGUUACUUCAUCAUGAAAAGCAACACUAUGAGAAACAUAGACAUCUCCCAGCAGAAAGGCAUCUGGUCUACCGUACCAAGCAAUGAGACUAACCUCACUAAGGCCCUCCAGGACAAUGAAGUCAUUCUCAUCUUUUCUGUUCAAGGCUCUGGACACUUCCAGGGCUACGCUCGCAUGUCAUCAACUGUCAGGCAUACAAAUAGUCAAGAUUGGGGGUUCAUGGGAUUAGGAGGAGUUUUCAAUGUGGAGUGGAUCUGCAAGAAAAGUCUACCUUUCCGGAGCACCCAACACAUCACCAACUCGCUGACGGACAACAAGAAGGUCCAGAUUAGCAGAGAUGGUCAGGAAUUAGACACCAAGGCAGGCAGACAACUGCUGUCACUUUGGGAGAGAAACAGCAGCAGUCAACGGUAAACACUUCAAAACCAUCAUUGGAACACUCUUUGCACUAUUACUACCACUUUUACUAUUACUUUUACAAUCACUGUUUGUCUUUUGUGAAACAUGGUGCAUCACUUUUAGGGCAAUUUGCUUCCAUGGUGUAUACUAAAAGUGUCUCAUGUGCAUUGUACCUUCAACUGGUUUUGUGACGCAUUGGAAUGUUCAACACUUUAUUUUCUCUUUUCGGUUGACUUUCCCAGUAUUUCACUAAGUAUGCAUUCUGUAUAUGCUAAAUUGGCUUGUUUGUAACUAGAUGUUCUUAAUAAUAGUGGAAAUGUUGUACAUUAGAUUCCAAUGUGUUGUUUGAUACAGUACAUGUUGAUUUUAUAGCCAUGUUUUUGACCAUACCUAUACAAUGUGAUGACAUUUGUUAUUCACAUUAUGUUGAACCAAAGAAUGUAACAUUUGUGUUAUAAAAUGCAUUUAUAAGUUCACAAUACUGUGAGUUCUUCUUGAGUAUAAUAAAGGUAGUCCGACUGCUACAUCUGAUCUGCCUCA
Nerophis lumbriciformis (worm pipefish) is the source of this 4825-nucleotide messenger RNA. RefSeq names its product YTH domain containing 2 (gene ythdc2). Lineage: Eukaryota; Metazoa; Chordata; Actinopteri; Syngnathiformes; Syngnathidae. Gene Ontology annotation, molecular function: RNA binding; helicase activity; protein binding. The record is from RefSeq and is a predicted model, not a curated record. Gene Ontology annotation, cellular component: intracellular anatomical structure.